Messenger RNA from Mya arenaria, 4306 nucleotides. RefSeq names its product glutamate receptor ionotropic, NMDA 3A-like. The coding region runs from base 309 to 4064 and encodes 1251 amino acids. The record is from RefSeq and is a predicted model, not a curated record. The transcript is spliced from 14 exons. Gene Ontology annotation, molecular function: NMDA glutamate receptor activity; transmitter-gated monoatomic ion channel activity involved in regulation of postsynaptic membrane potential. Gene Ontology annotation, cellular component: postsynaptic membrane; plasma membrane. Lineage: Eukaryota; Metazoa; Mollusca; Bivalvia; Myida; Myidae. Gene Ontology annotation, biological process: ionotropic glutamate receptor signaling pathway; monoatomic ion transport; synaptic transmission, glutamatergic.
UUUAGUCCGGCUCAGGUGGGUGAAAUCGUUUUCCCUUGUCAGUAUGUGAAUUUUAUAGCAGCAAUAAAACAAUGAUAGGAAUUUGUGCCUAUUUUGGAUAUUUAUAUGUUUCAACUUUUUAAAUAAAUGGAGAAGAGGAAAUAAAUAUUAUAGGGGAAAAAAUUAUUGCGGAAAUUGAAUCUGCUUGCGAGUAGAAAAAAACCUAUCACCGAUCACAAAUAGACCAGGUGUCGCCCACAGAUACUUGGUCAAUAUUCUUCACGUAACUUUUCGCCAGGAUGAAAGGAUAAUAUUACUUAAUAUGUACAAUGUUAAAAGAAUAUACAUUAGAAAUGACACGAGUUCUAGAAAACGUUUAUUUGUUGGUGUUUUUGAUAUUUGCUCCGAAUCGUGCGUUGUUUUGGAGUAUCGGUUUAAUGUGUGACGUCAAUGUUUUUGAAUAUUGUCAGAUGGCAGUGACGUCAUCUUUGUCAAUUGACGAACAGAUGGACGUAACGUUAGUGAAUGCUACGGAUAAUUUUAUUUCAAAUCUCAAGCUGCUGAAUGAAAAAGAAGAUACCCACAACAUAACCACGUGGAUGGGAUUUGGUAGAGACCACGUGACUAACGCAGUCUCGUGCGUGGCACGUGGUCGCAACAGGCCCGGGUUGAUAUACACCACUUCCCAUCGAAGAGAAACGAUCUACUCAGAAGACGUGCUGCUGUUGCACCCAGAUCGGGAGGGUCUUGCAAGCGCCGUGGUAUCACUUAUCGGGAUGCGUGUCGUCGGGCACGCUUUCCUCAUGUAUGAAGACAUCUACUCGGGGGAUGGUUUCCUGGAAGUGUUUAGCAGAGACCAGUCCUAUAGCAUGGAGAACAGGAGCCACCUGGCGGCGGUGCGGCGGGGACAGACGGACGCAGAGCUGAGGCUACAGCUGCUCACUAUCCACGACGCCGGUUUCCGGAUUCUCGUUGUUCAUACAUCCCAUGCCAUGUUCCAUAGGAUCGCCACCGUGGCCUCCAGUCUUCGCUAUUUCGACACGGGAUUCGCGUGGCUGCUGACCGAGCUGGCUCUGUUUCCGACCGCCAUGUCGACGGUGAAGCGCGAGGCCGGCGGGUCGACCCCGACAGGGCUGCUCGCCGUAGACGGUUUUGAGGAGGAUAUGUAUGAGGAAAUCAUCGUACUCGCUGUAAAAAGUGUAAGAAAUGCUACCAUGUUGUUGGUAGAGGACGCACAGAGCUUUGGUUUGAACACGUCAUACCUAGCAUCUAACCUCCAGUCAGUAUUGUCAUCAAGAGCCGACGUUAGCAGUGCUUUAAAAAGAAAUAUUUUAUCCAACACAAAACUGUUUGACGAAAAUGGACGCCGAAAAACCAUGAGAUAUCGUCUGCUGAAUUACAUGGGUGCGGUUGGUACCCAUGACUUCAGAGCCAUUCAUAAUUUCUCAACCGGGUCCUUUUGGGAAACUGUUGGAUUUAUCACAGACGGUAACCUUGACCUUGACACCGUUGUCUGGCCUGGGCAGACGAUAUUUGGACCUUCGGACCAAGCGCGGGAGUUUUUCACGGUGGUAACUCGUCCAGCCGAACCUUUUAUUUACAUCCGGGGACCUGUGCACUCACGUGCUUCCUGCACAACGGAUACUGCUUGCAUAGAAGUGUUUACUCACGAUCCUUUGGAAAUAAAUGGAGCCGUGCAAAUGUUUAAAAGAGAUAUAAGCCCAGUGAAUAAUAAUUACAGGAUCUUCUGCUGCGAAGGAAUGGUGGUGGACAUUUUGCAUUCACUGUCUGUCGAGGUGAAAUUCGAUUUUCUAAUGUAUUUCAAUAAUAAUUCUAUGUUUGGACGUAACGUAAACGGCUCAUGGAACGGCAUAAUUGGCGACGUUGCAAACGGCGCUGCUGACAUCAUAGCUGGGGCAAUAACGAUGACGUCAGAGAGACUGCAAGCCGUAGAUUUUACGGAGUCGUUUUAUUUUUCGUCUUACAAAAUUGUCACUGGCGCAGAAGAAAAAGUUACUUCGUUAUUCGCGUUUAUAAGUCCGUUCCAUCCAACUGUGUGGAUAACAAUCAUCGCCAGCGCUAUUACGGUUGCCAUUGCAACCUCAUUGUUCGAAUGGAACAGUCCAUUUGGUCUGAACCCGUGGGGAAAGAAGCGGAAGAAGAAUUACACGCUUGGUUCAGCCCUCACGAUGGUUUUCUCGGUGUGGUUUGGCCACACGGUACUUACAAAGUCUCCUAAGAGCUGGCCGUCCAAGUGGCUUCAGAACUUUUGGGCAGGCACGGCGUUGACACUCUUGGCCGGCUACACGGCCAAUCUCGCCGCCUUUCUCGCUGGAAGUGCCUACGGGGAUCCAUCCUUUAGCAUUCUCGACAGCAAGUUACUGAACCAGCGUGUAGGGGCGGUGCGCACCAGCGCCGUUGAAGAGUAUGUAAAGGUCGUCAACGCGGCCCUGGGUACGAAACUAAGGAAGCACUAUGUUAAUGAUCUCCCAGAGGCCUUCCGGAAACUCAGGAGCGGCGAACUGGAUAUGUAUAUGGACGACACUCCUCUAUUGGAGCACGCGCUCUCUAUCAUGGACGAUAACUGCUCCAUCCAUAUUGCAUCCAGGCACUUCGGAGAGAACUCGUACGCCUUCGGAGUCAAGAAGGGAUCAUGGAUAAAGCAUCGCCUUGACGGGCUAUUGCUUAACUACGUGGAGUUGGGAUACAUUGAAGACCUUAUGUGGAGGUACAUGGGCCAUAACCGCCAGUGUAACGGAAAACCACCCGUCGACCUUCAUUUUAACGAUCGGAAAUUCGGAUUUCCCCACACGAAGGGACUGUUCGUCACGCUGCUUGCGACAAUAGGACUGGCGCUCGUUUUACUGGCGCUCGAGCACCUCGUGUAUUUCGUACUCGUGCCCAGGUUGCGGGGACAACCACCUAGCAGCAUCUGGAUGAGUCGGAACGUGGAAUACUUCAGCCAGAGGCUGUACAAGGCGCUGAACAGCGAGAAGGUCGAACCGCCUGCCCGUGUUAUCAUGUCGAAGGUCAGACAGCGCAAACUUCUCUUACAGAGCGAGCUGCAGUAUAGACUAGGAAAAAGGGCUGAGAGUACAGCCAUUUUGUCGCGCCUCAAAACACGUGGGCACUUCAUAGACCUCGGCGUAAGAUUAAGGAAUUUGUACAAGUCCCAGAGUAACCUAAACAGUGACAACAUUUUCACCAUACCCGACCAUUGCGGGUAUGAGGGGUCCGCCAUUGACCAACACCUUCAUCAUGUCUGCUUCCGGUACGCGCAUGCGCCUGCAGAAAUUGACCACCAGAAGCUGUCGUAUCGCGAAAAUGCGCAAGACUUUGUAUUUGACAAUCCUGUUUUCGAACUAGACGCCACUGACGGCGAUUUUGAUUUUAAUAUGUCCAAUGAAAACUCGGCUAGCUCUUAUAGUCAGCCGUCGAACAGUCGAGUUCGCUUUGAAAAUUUGUCCUUGAGAUCAGGAGUGAAAGUAAAGACUGUUACAAGUAAUAAAACUGCUUCAAUAUCUGAAAGUCCUGUUACGUUUAGUCCGCGCGUAAGGCGAUAUGAAACUUGGCCGUCACCACAGACAAGAAGGCGGAGCCAGAAACGAUGUCCGGAUAAUAAUAUGCGUUUCUUUUCGUCGGACGUCGGGCAAAACAGUCUGUCUUCUAAGCACAUGAUUGUGAAUGAAAUCGAAACUACUCGGUGCAGAAGUUGCUCGACCCAAUCAACCGACAGUCCUUAUAAAAGACACCCAUGUUCACGCUUAGAAAUGAAAGACAAUCGAGUUAAAUCGAACUUACGUCAUCACGCGAUGGCGUCUUUUGAGCGUCGCGCUUCAUACCAGCUCGACGCUAGUGCUGUCGAGGCGCUUUCCAAAGAAGAUCUUUUGGUUUUGUGGAAAACGUCAGAAAUUGAGUUGCAGACGAAACUAAACAGGUUGUUACAGCGGAACAAUCACCUGCGCAACCUCGUGGACCUCGUGCAGGCACAGCAGCACGCACCGCGUGCGGUGCAGAGUGAAUGUGCAGACGACACUUCGUCGGCAGACGACAUACAACCGUUUAUCAUAACUACCAGGCUGUAAUAUGUGUUUAUGACAUACAUUUUCACAUAUUAAAGAUUGUUGUUUGAAUUAUGAUCUUUAAACCAAUCAAUGUAAUAUUAUAAUAUUUUCCGCACUACUGGCACAAGUGGCCACUAAGGGAAAGUACUCCUGUAAUUCAGUUUAUUACUGUAUACAUAGUUCCUGUAUUUACCUUUGUGGGUUGUCUUUCUUCACUAUUAAGGGAACCUUUAUUGUCAUUAAAUAAAUAAAUAAAAACUUGA